AUGCAGGCCGCAACUCUACCGCCCUUAAGUCGAGGCGAACUGUCGCCCGUCUCGACCACUGGCAGUGAAUGGUCCGGAGUCAAUGCAUACAAUCAGAUCCCCAGAAACGACGCUCCUCUGAACGCAUAUUCUCUACCCAAAGACGACUAUGGUCCCAACAAAGCACUUCCCGCGCUCCGCUCACCUCCCAUCAAUGGUCCUCCUGGUUUUGGCGGGCCUGGCCAGCUCGAACCUUUGGGUCAACGUCGUCCCUCUGAUUCCGGCUCGCGAGGUUCAUCCCGUGCUGCAUCGAUCGCGAAUUCGCGCUCUAGCGAUGGCACGAUAUCCGACCAACAGAGCAGGAAAUAUAAGAAGAUGGAGAUUGAACUGUUCCAGCAUUAUACGAUCCUCAAGGGUUACUUAAGAGGUGCUUCGCAGGUCCCGCCGCGUCCCAAUAAAGCCAGAGACAAGUUGCUGCGACUCUCGCCUGUCCAGUUUCACGAACUAAGUACCGAUGUCUUCGAUGAAUUGCAAAGAAGACAAGCCGGUGCAGCGCUUCCGGGGAGACCCCCGCGCGUUCAGAAUGUCCCCAACUUCCUCCAACCACGCUCGGACUUUCAUGAAAAACGCAACCAAGCCCGACAGAAAUUGUCCUCCUUGCAGACACCACGCUUUAGGGAUCUUUCCACGGACGUCUUCUGCGAACUGGAAAGGAGAUUCCCGCAAUUUGCUUCCCGACCUGACACAGCGAACAGGCCUGGCAGCCGUUCACGAUCACGAGGCCCCGGAAGUGUCUCGUCGGCGAAUGGACUUCCCGCCUUUCCCGGCCCGCAAAGAUCGCAAACCUUUGGUCCUUCUGGGUCGCAAGGGUUCUCUCAGAGACAAGAUUCUGUUUCAAGCCUUCCACCUUUUGACAACCAGCCUGCUGCUGAAUUCGGUCGUCCAAUGGCAAAGCAAUUUCAGAGCAAUACAAUCACUCCCAACAAAAGCACCAUGGUAGAGGACGAGGAUGACACACAACCAACCGGUUCUCGCUAUGACCGCUCAAGUGAUGCAUUCGGGCUAGAAAGCUCGCUUGCGAGCCCGAGAAGCGAUCGAGACACGUCGGCCACCUCUCAGAGCGGCGCUAGCUUGCCCUAUAAUUCGAAGCUUGGCCAGACGAAUGUAUCGGAGUUGCAAGAGAAGAUGGCAGAACUCGAAUCCACUGUGGAAACGAAGGAUCGACAAAUCCGCCAAUUGACUGCGGAUAGCACUGAAUGGGAAGCGGCCAAACUAGAUUUGGAGAAGAAACUGGAGGAAGCCCAGAACUUGAACAAGUCAAUGCAAGAAGAGAUCGAGAAGUUUAAAGCCGAGCAACCCCAUUACAGCGGAGAAAACGUACUAUGGAAAACAAAGUACCUCAAACUUGACCACGACCAUGGUGUUUUGCAAGAGCAACUCAACCUGCAGCGGAACUUGACAGAUGAAGUCAGUCGGCAAGGCCAGUUGUAUCUUCAGGAAAUGAGAGAUAUGGCGGAGUCUGGGACCGGCAGCUCUGAGCGUGAAGAGAAGCUCCAAGAACAAGUGCACAAGCUCGAGGAGGAAGUCAAGGAAUGGAAAGGUCGCUAUGUCAAGACCAAGACCCAACUCCGAAGUGUUCGAGCAAGUUCAAUUGGUCUUACAAUCUCUCGGGCUGAUGUUGCUCGACACGGAGCCGCUCUACAGGACCAAGGGGGCUUGGUCAAGGACGUCAAUGUCACUAAAUUCCAAAUUGCCAUCGACGAGCUACUUCGCAUUGCCCGAUCGGAAACACCCGCUGCGGUACUUGAUCACAUGAAAGUUGUCGUACUAGCCGUCCGAGGCAUCACGUCGGAUAUUGAUGCUGCACCGUCUACAGACAAGGAGGACGAGAUGACGAAACGAAGGGCGAAAUUGAAGAGCAAAGUUUCGGCCACAGCGAACAAUCUGAUCACAGCUUCGAAAAAUUUUGCUUCUGCACAAGGGUUGUCCCCUAUCAGUCUCGUAGAUGCAGCGGCGUCCCAUCUGACAGCUGCUGUGGUGGAUCUUCUCCAUACUGUCAAGAUUCGCCCCACACCUGCAGGGGAACUUGAAGAUGAUGAUGAGCCAACUUUGGAGCCUCUCCAGAGCAACGGAUAUUUCAACGUUGUCGAGUCGCUGAGAAGACGGAGUGCAGUGGAGAGCGUGUAUAGCGCGCUGAGUACCCCAUCCGAGGCUAGAACGAACAGCAAUCAAGCCAGCUCGGGUCUCUAUCAGCGUGGUGGCUCGGCGUAUAUCAAUGGUCCUGGACUAGGGAUUAAAUCUACAGCUGGGUUUGGAACGAGCCAAGAGGAAGCUGACCUCGAGGACCUCAAGAUGUAUCUCGAGGACCAGACGGACGGGUUAGUCCAAUCCAUUACCUCGUUGGUCGAUGCGAUCCGCGGCAAUGAGCCUACGAACACAAUCCAGAACCAUAUCUCGACCAUUGCAGGCACGAUUGAGAAUAUCAUCAGCUCGGUAGAAAGGACUGGAGGCGAACUGACAUCUUACAAGGCCUUGUUAGCAGAAAAGUCUGGACCAAUUCUCAAAAUACUCCAAGACUGUCGCCACAACCUUCUCCAGACAAGCUUGACAGAGGGUCGAGAAUCGACACAAAAACUCCCACCUAUGGCAUUCCAGAUUGCGCGUGAGACCAAGGAGCUCGUGUCACGGAUCAUGGCAAUCGAGGCUGGUCGCGACGAAGAUUUUAGCUGA
This is a messenger RNA of Exophiala aquamarina CBS 119918, 2709 nucleotides long. RefSeq lists its product as uncharacterized. The record is from RefSeq and is a predicted model, not a curated record. The coding region runs from base 1 to 2709 and encodes 902 amino acids. The transcript has 2 exons. Gene Ontology annotation, molecular function: MAP kinase scaffold activity. Lineage: Eukaryota; Fungi; Ascomycota; Eurotiomycetes; Chaetothyriales; Herpotrichiellaceae. Gene Ontology annotation, cellular component: cell cortex of growing cell tip; actomyosin contractile ring.